This is a messenger RNA of Corticium candelabrum, 4279 nucleotides long. Its product is annotated as disks large homolog 5-like. The transcript is spliced from 13 exons. The coding region runs from base 216 to 4049 and encodes 1277 amino acids. The record is from RefSeq and is a predicted model, not a curated record. Gene Ontology annotation, molecular function: protein binding. NCBI's taxonomy places the organism in Eukaryota, Metazoa, Porifera, Homoscleromorpha, Homosclerophorida, Plakinidae. Gene Ontology annotation, cellular component: plasma membrane. Gene Ontology annotation, biological process: negative regulation of hippo signaling.
GAUGACGUCAUAACUAGAAGUUAAGUGACUGUGAUGCCAUAACCAAAACUUGGGUGUUGAUGACGUCACAGUUAACGUACGUGCAAUUACGUCACAUUCUAAACUCACGUUUCCUGACGUCACAUCCUACGCCUUUCGACGUCACAUCCUAAACUCACGUUCCUUGACGUCACAACCGGAACUCACGUGCCACACAUUCAUUCCCUUCCCACUCGAUGGCUGACGCUGCGUCUCAAGUGAAACGUUGGAUAAGCGACAACCUGCAGAACCUCAUCGACGCCAUCACGUCCGUUCACAGUAUUCUCCAAUUUUUGUGCUCCAAAAAUGUCAUCACGAACACAGAUUGUGAUGAGAUUCUCGCAGAGCGGACGGAAAGGCAGCGCGUAGAGUUGUGCAUAUUCAAGGUGUUGAAGAAUGACGAGAAGUCGUCGUAUCGCAAUUUGUGGGCUGCAAUCAGUUUGCCCUUUCCGCGUCUGUAUGCGAAGGUUUAUCACGAUCUGGAGAGGAAGUUUGGUGUGGACGUGUUGCAAGGGCUUGCUGCACCACAAUAUGAUCAUAACAUGAUGGAAUUGAGGACACACCAAGCAUCCAGAUCAGUCAAAGUUUCAUCUUCUAAUGUAUCGACUACCAGCAGCAGUUCGAGCAUUCAGGUCUUGAAAGUGAGACUCGAGUAUCAGCAAGAGCUCGACUUGGUACAAGCACAGUUGGAGACAUUACAGGUUGAAAUCAAUAAGUUGGAAAGAGCUCUGGAUGAGGAGAAGAACGACAAGGAGCUGAUCGGUCAAGACAUGAGGAGAUUGGAGCAUCAAUAUCGAACGGCUAAGAGGGAGAGAGAAGAGGCGAUCGUCGAGCUCGAUCAACGAGUAAAGGAAAGAUACGACAUGCAGCAGCAACUGGAGGAAACGUUGAGAGACUUGGACGAGGUGACGGCAAAGAAUGACGGACUCAACAUGCAACUCCAACAAUUCGGCGUCGUAAUGAAGGAUCGUGAUGAAGCAUUAGUGGAGCUGGAAAAAAUCAAGAAACAGAGAGACCAAGCAAUUAGUGAUCGAAAGAAUCUAGCAGAGAGAAAGGCGAAGGUCGAAUCCGAGCUGGAGUCAACGUUACUGAGAUACGAGGAGGCGAUUAAGGAGUCGGAAGGGAAAGGCGAGGAGCAGAAGACGUUGACGAGAGAGUUGACGAGAAUGCAGAUGCAGAAGAUGGAGCUGCAGCUGGAGAAUUCGAAGUUAAGGAAAGACGUACGAGAGGCGGUCGACGUGCAUGCAGCAAGAGAACGGGGAGUGGCGAGUCCGAGAGAUUCGGGUGUCAGUGGUGACAUGAGAGGAUGGGAUGCAGUCAAACUGAAGAUUACUCUUUCCAUGUCACAAGAAGUUGGUCAAGACAAGAGGCAUGGUGCAAGUGUUGGUGCUGGUAUUGUGUUGGAGAGUGGCUCAUUUGUCAAGGAGUUGGUGCAAGAAGGGAUCGCUGUAAUGGAUGGACAGCUGAUUGUUGGAGAUCGUUUGUUGGAGGUGAAUGGUCUUGAAGUUGAAGGCAGAAGUGUCGACGAUAUCCAUGGAUUGAUUCGAUCAUGCAAAUCAGAUCUUGUCCUCACCAUCGGUCGCAUCGUUCCACGCACCAGACCCAUUCGCACACUUUCCCACAGCAGCCCGAACUCACGACAUCACACAUCAAUACACCAACAUCCCACGUCUCAACGUUAUUCAUCACGUGAGAACAACCGCCUCCGACACGUUCACUCCACAGCUCAACAGGACGUCUUCCAACCGCGAACGUCAACGUUGCCAGUCCGCAGCGGCUACAACCCGUUGAGCCACCACACGUCGGACAACGUUUCUCUUUGCUCGUUCGCCUACAAUCCUGACAAUCGGCCGACAACAUCAUCACAGAGGAACCAGACGAUGCAAACGUACCAUCACUAUCACACCAGCACGCGCAACCCAAACAGGCACGUGUCUGUCAGUGUGGCCGACUUCCACAACGUCUAUGGUCCAACCCAACCAAACACUCCGUAUCAGACAGAGCAGCUGUCUGUAUACAAACAUAUUGGCAUACGAAGACGCAGUCUGUCGACUCCAGAUCCACAAUCUGUGGUUCUAGUCAAACCACACCCUUCGAUUGUGUCAUCCGAAAGUCAAGUUUCCACAGGCACGAUGCUCGCCGGUCGUCUCUUCCCUCGUCGAGGUGCCAUUACUUCACAUGAGGAGUCGCCUAUCGGAAGCGAAGUUGAUGUAGGCAAACAAAAAGAGGCACUAAGUGCUAGCCAAAGUGCACUGUUUCGUAUUGAGAUGAGCGACUCUGAAGACGACGUUGUGGAGAAGACGGACGCACCGGAGAAGCCGGUGAUUCAUGUAGAGAGCUGUAAUACAAGUACGACGUCUCCCAGUGAGCAGACGGCGUCGCUACAGGCCGACGAUGAGUUGACGACGCGUGUCGUUCGUGUGUUUCGUUCUCCGAGUUUGGACACGCUUGAGGCUAGAAACGUGCGACUGUCAUCUUCGGGUUUUCCGGUUGUUGGGUCGUCGUUGACGACGACGGACAUGCGGUUGGCAUUGAGAGGUCCUGAGGUUUUGAUUAGCCCUACAGCAAAGGCUAUGGCGGGCAGCAGAGAUGCCAGAAGAACGAGUACGAAGAUGCCGACGUUUUUGAAAGAUCCAAAAAUGGCUGAUGUGAAGAAGUACGCCGGACGUAAUUGUCGGUUUGUUGAACUGAAAACAUCUUCUGUGUCUUUUGACAUUGGCUUCACAAUCAUUGGAGGGCGAGGCAAUGGUAUUUAUGUAUCAGCAAUACAUGAUGAGAAUCAUCUGGAAUCAGGACUAAGAGUUGGGGAUCGAAUUUUAGAGCUUAAUGGUAUUGACCUGAUACGUUCGACGUACGAAAAAGCAUCUGCAACGUUGUCGUUUGUGUCGUUCGGCGGCGGUGCCGUCAUGUGUGUUGAGUACAACAAGACUGGAUACAACAAACUUAACACAAAGUCUCGAGACGAUUUCUAUGUAAGAGCUUUGUUUGAUUAUCACUCACCAGAGGGAGGAGAGAUGGCGUUCAAGGAGGGGGACGUACUUCAUGUGAAGGAUACGAUGUAUGGAGAUAAUAUUGAUGUGUGGCUGGCGACUCGGCUGCCGAAGGGUCGAUAUGUGGGAGAAACAGGUUGUAUACCAAGUAAGAGCAGAGCUCGUGUUGUUCACAGUCCCCUGGACAGACGAAAUUCCUCAUCAUCAUUCAGUCAUUCAUCAUCCAGGCAUCGUGGCAGCCUCAAGAGUAAGAGCAGCCUGAAAAUCAAACUGAAAAGUUUGAUACGUUUACCAAGCAACGACGACCCAAAAGACUUGCCACUCGACACAUCAAUGUCACGACGACCAUUUGCCAUGUCUCCAUCUCCAGAUCAGACGACGCCCAUCGGAGAGCCGGUUGUCCCAGUCAACAAUGCAAUGGAGUUGUUUGAAGCUGUGAAGGAGAUGCCUACAGAUGAGGUACCGGGUGGAUACGAAUAUGUGGAGAGGGUGUCAUAUGAGGCUCCUCGUCCUGUCUUGAUUGUUGGGCCGUUGGCAAGUGUUAUGGCGAACAGGUUGAUGCAAGAAGAUCCGAUGAAAUAUUCGCUUGCACUGCCAGAAUUUUUUGAGACAUAUAAUGAUGUUCAAAAAGGUCUACAAGAACACCUAAUCAUUCAUUGCUCUCGUCGCAGUGCAUAUGGCAACUACGCAUGCAUCACAACAAACGUCAUAAAGCAAAUUGCAGAACAGAAUCAACAUUGUUUGUUGGAUGUUGGACCAGCGUCUAUUACUCGUCUCAGAGCAGCAAAUCUCAAGCCAAUCAUCAUAUUUUUGACACCAAAAUCAGAGCGAAAAUUGAGGUCAUGUUGUAUGCAGCUGAAUAUUUCAGCCGUUGAGGCUCAUUCUAUGUACACAGAUGCACAACGAAUUGGACACGAAUACCAAUCAAGCAUCUCAGCUGCAGUCAGUCUUGGUAGCAGUGUAGACCGAUGCAUGCUGCGAGUUCGUGACAUCAUCCAGUCACAGCAGAACAAAGUGGAUUGGGUGGUCAUACCAGAAUAGCAAUGGCAAACACUAACACGUACACACAGACACUUGUAGUAAGAGUAAUCCGUCUCUAUUAUCAUUGGCAUGUAGAUAGAUGUUUUGAAUGCAAAGUUUGCUGCUUUGGUUGAAUCAACGUUUUCUCGUAGACUUUGCUUUUAGAGAUUUUUGUAAUUGGAUAUUGCAAUUUUAUUUUCGAUGUUGAAUUGUAGUUGUGUAGAUUGAAACGGCGUGUUGGCUAUUAAGUU